Xiphias gladius (swordfish) is the source of this 602-nucleotide messenger RNA. It is a transcript of the gene zbbx, whose product is annotated as zinc finger, B-box domain containing. Gene Ontology annotation, biological process: cilium movement. The coding region runs from base 144 to 602 and encodes 152 amino acids. The transcript has 6 exons. NCBI's taxonomy places the organism in Eukaryota, Metazoa, Chordata, Actinopteri, Istiophoriformes, Xiphiidae. Gene Ontology annotation, cellular component: motile cilium. The record is from RefSeq and is a predicted model, not a curated record.
GCUGAAGUGAAAAGUGGAAGACUGACUGGGCCAUCACGAGCUUGUAAUCCAAGGAGAGUCACGGAGAUAUUAAGUAGAGACUCUUUGUAAAAAGCACAGCGAAAGACGCUGGAGGAAUACCUGAGCCCCCAGAAAGAAGAGACAUGAAUUUGACUGACUUUGUGGUGCUAGCUAACGACAAGGCCAAAUCCGUCAAACUCAAUGCCAGGAACCUGCAAGAACUGCAGAUGGAGACUGUGACUUUGGCCCAGGAGAGCAAAGAGAUGGAGGAGAAACUGCAACAACUGAGAGAAAGCAUGAGUAAAGAGAAGGAGGAGAGAGGGCAUUCAGGAGGGUUUAGAUGGAAGUCUGGACAAUCUGGUUCCUUAAACAGUUAUGCUCUAACAAACAGUGCCAAGAAGAACAAGGAAUACAGACUCCAAAAGCUGUCAGCAGGCAAGGUGAAAAUCCGAGUGCUGAAGGAUGAACCACUGACAGCAAUCAUGAGCAGCUACAGAACACCACCCUGGGAACUGGUAGAGGUUCAGUGUGUUCCCAACAGUUACUUCAGUAAGGUGGAUACUUGCCAUCACAGGGGCCAGACCGUGGAGUCCUCUUGUUAA